Molecule: messenger RNA, 785 nt
Organism: Ochotona princeps (American pika)
Lineage: Eukaryota; Metazoa; Chordata; Mammalia; Lagomorpha; Ochotonidae
Product: testis-expressed protein 19-like
Exons: 2
Coding region: 37-555 (172 amino acids)
Biological process (GO): spermatogenesis; male gonad development; placenta development
Cellular component (GO): nucleus; cytoplasm
Source: RefSeq, a predicted model, not a curated record
AGACGUCUGCGGGGGACCCCAGGCAGCAGCGAGGCCAUGUGCCCACCGCUCAGCGGGCGCCACGCCUGCGAAGGCGUCUCCCGCCUCUACGUGUCCUGGCUGUACCAGCUCCAGCACGGGCAGAUGCGCAGCUGCUUCGCCUGCUUCAAGACGGCCUUCCUGGAGCUCAAGGACUCGCUGGAGGUGGAGGACUGGGACGACACCGACUCCUGGGACCCGGAGCCCGAGCCCGAGGAAGCCGAGGGUCCGGGUCAGCCGGUGCCGGGGGGCCCUGAGGCCUGGGGGGCCGGGGCCUCGGCUGCCACUGCGGGCGGCUCCGAGGAGCUGGGCACCAACGUCCACUUUGUGCCCACCCAGCUGAAUCUGCAGGACGUCGUGGCCCUGUGCCGGGGGCCCGAGGAUUCGGACUGGACCCAGGAGCUUCCCUGGAGAUUUGGGGACGUGCCUUCCUGCACCCACUGGCCCAUCUCCACCGCCCCGUGGCAGGAGCAGCUCCGCUGCGUCAGGGAGAUGCCCCUUAAGGAGCCCGAGGCCCCUGCCCCGGCCCAGGACUAGUUGCAGGACCUGUAGUGUCGGCCUGGAGGCCGGCUCUCCCUGGGGACCACCACAAGACUGUCCAACUCGGGUGACGAAGCACUGUUUCUGAGGACCCUCUCCAUUGUCUCACAUUCCCCCUGGACUCCCUGAGCGCGGAGCCCCACCCCAGAAUGGGACCUCCGACCCUCUGUAGCCCGGAGCCUGGGCCUGGGCCCUGGUGAGGGUCUCCCCUGCUGAUUCCUCAGCCC